CCAGAUGUAAACACAAUGGUCGGAUGUGUCUCCUUCGUGCUCGAGUAGACUUUUAGAAUCGGUGUAAUUCCGUGAUUUAUUCAUGAGGCGGACUUUGUGGCGGUGCGCGAGGUGACAUUCCCUCAUAAUUGAGGAUCAUGGUAGGAUCUCCGUGUCGUUAAUCGCCUGAAGUAAGGAUUGGGGGAACUUAGAAUUGGGGCUGGGGUACCGGUCUUCAAUGGAAACCUGGCUUGAGACAGACCUUACGUCUCGCCUGAUUUUCAUGAAUUGCUUUUAAUAAAACGGGCUUUUAACUGUUGGGAAUUGAGUUUUUUUGCGUCGUCCAAGGUGCAGUGCAGGAUAUCAGCGGUCGUACGGCGUCUAUGGUGGAGUAGUUUAGUCGAAAAUGCAGUCCAAGGAGAAAGAGAGAGGUCUGGUGUGGGGAUUACUUGAAUGUGCUGGGGACAACAACGAAGGAGUUCGUCAGACUGUAGCCGGUUCACUCAUAACCCUGGGCCACAAACACCCAGUACUGGUUUUAUCAGCAAUACAUAAAUUUAUUUCUAGUCCACAGACUGCCCCAAAGGUUCAAGUUCAGUCCAUAUUGUAUAAUACUGCAGAAAAUAUUAUCAGAGAAUGUGGAGAAAAAGUGAGCGACAAGGAGUUAAUUGAUACCUGGACAGAUGGAGCCAUCAAACUUCUUACGUUACCAUCAGUAGCACCAGAUUUGCAGGAAGCUGCUGUGGGACUUAUAGUGGCAUUGGGGAGCACGCAGACUCACUGCAACACUGUGAUGGAAAGUUUAAUAAGCCAGAUGCAGGGUGGAACCUUACCAACGCAGAGCGUUGCUGAAAGUCUCGGUGCUCUGGCUGCUGGUAACGUGAAAGGAACAGUGCCAUACUUGAAGGCUGUCUUGGGACUUACUGUUCACUGCAUUCCUUCUGUGAAGCAAGAUAAUCUGAAAUGUGCGCUCGCUACUAUGUUUAGCAAGUUUGCCGAGUCCAUUUUGGAAGCUGUUGAUAACAAGGAACCAGACCCUGACAUCUCUAUAGAGUCUUAUAUGCCAGAGUGUGCUCUAGUCUUUGAGUCUCUUGUCAACUAUUGGCUCAAGAAUUCAAACGCCAACGUCAAAAAUGACACAAUUGUCGCAUUGGGGCAUUUGAGUCACUUACUCCCCAAGGAAAAAUUGGAAGAGUUAGCAGGGCUUGUAGUGACAACGAUUCUCUCGUUAUACCGGAAAACUUCCUCUCCUUACAACCUUACUUUUUCCUUAGCCAUGAUAUCAGAUGCAAUGCUGAAAAAGAAUUUGACUGAAAGCAUAAAGUUUCAUGUUGAUCACUUACUCAGUGCUUUGUUUAACCAAGUUUGUAUUGUGCCAAAUUACUCUGAACCAUUCACUGUCAAGAACCACUACGAAGUAUUGCGCUGUUAUGAACUUAUGGGAAAGUAUUACCCAGAAAAUGUGAUGACUCAUCUUUUACAGCGAUUAGAAAAUGCUAGUCACAUGCAGCGUGUUGGAGCCCUGGUGGUCACAAAACAUCUCAUUAACAGCAAGACUUUGAGUACAGAAAAUGUAGCAAGUUUAACUAAUGCAUUGGUUCCUCUCCUUAGUGACCCAAAUAGUAAAGUUGUUAAAAGUGUGACUCAAGUCAUUGUAGCAUUAUGCCAUAAUAACCACUUGACAUGUCAAACAGGGGCACCAUUUAUCACAUACUUAGUUAAUCAUUCAGCUGGUGGAGCUGUAUUACUGAGUCGGAGGCCAUCAUUAGCCGAACCGGAAGGGGAAUCGGUUUCUGAAGUUUGCCGUCGUGUGUUGCACAUCUUAUCUACCACAGUUGAAGCAGCACAGCCCCUGUUGUGGCCACAUCUGCUAAGUUUUGUGUGCUUUUCCGAACAUGAAGCUAGCCUUCCAGCCACACUCUCCUGUCUUGCCCAUCUUGCAAACAAUUACGCUUCUUAUGAGGAAGCCAAUCCACUCCUUGUAGGACCCCCUGGCCCUCCGACAGCUCCUGUUUUACUUUCGCGUUUGCUGGUUCUCAGUUGCACACCUAAAGAAGGUGCAGUAGGAAUUGCUGCACUUACCUUGCUUCAAGGAUUGGCACCACACAUUCAUCCAAAGUUGGUUGAAUCUUGGCCUCAACAUCUUCCACAACUCAUAACAACAUUCCAAGAUUUGACCAGUAAAGCAGAAGCAGAACCAUCAGCUCAUCAGAUGUGGCAUGACUCUCUAAGAGACUUUCUUGCAGCUACCAUCACUGCCGUAGGAACAGAGGAGUUUACAGUUAAUCUUGGCACAGCACAGAUGGACCAGGUGCACCUUUAUGACAAACAGCCAAUGAAGUUGUGUUUCAUCAUGUCCUUGGUUGGUGUCACUCUGAAACACACAGCAAACAAGACCUUUGUGGCGACAACACUAGACAACCUUUUUAAUGCUACAAGUCACAAAUCAUCCUUGGAACGUGAGAGUCUUGCCCUUUGUGUUGGACUGGCUGCAGCCACACACACUGACAUUGUCUUAACACACAUUGAGAUGUGGUUGAAAAAUGCAGAUCCAGCAAAAAAGCCUUUGUCAUUCUUCAAUCUUAUAAAACAAGACACAAGAACUGAGGAAUCGUCAUGGGUUCGUGCCAGCAUUGUUUUGUGUUUAGGUCAGAUUGCAACCCUCGCACCACCUAAUGUUACUGGAAGCAAAGUUGAUGGACCCAUAAUGCUUCAUCUUCUGAAUAUUAUUAACAGUAACAAGAGUGACAUGGUAAAUGAAGCUGUAAUACAAACAAUAAGUCAUAUUGCAAGGGCACUCACACAUCUUCCAGACUUCAAGCUCCGCCAGCGUCCAUUACUUAUUACUCAUCUGGUAAACACAUCCAAAUUUGAAGGAAUUCCACACCAGGUGUUGGCAAGUGUGUUGCAGACAUUACGAGACCUGUCCGCUCUGGAACCUGAACUAAAUGUUGAAGAAAGAACCAUCAUCUUGCAAGCAGCUCUCACAGCAACUCUGCCACACUUUGGAAAGGCUGACAGUAAUGAUCAUCAACUUCUGAGAUGUUUUGCUCAACUUGGUGUACUUCUGAGGACAAUAAUCCAAAAGGACACCAAUCCUGCAACUUUAGACGAUGUAACCACCCUGCUCCAGUCAUGGACAUUAUCUCCAGAUGAGAUGAUACGAAUCAAGUCUGUAGACCUUCUUCAUACAGCUUUGCGCACAUACUUUGAUCACCUCACAUUUUCAGUUGAGGCUCCUUCAAACUUCAAUCAAACGUGUCAGCUGUUGGCUUUCAUUACCCCAAGGCUAACGGACCCUUCUUCACAAGUACGAAUAAAAGCAGUUGGCAGCGUAUAUAUGGUACUAAGGAUUGCCGGUCGUUACAAUGGCCAAGCACAUGAUUAUAUGGAUGAGAACCUUGAAAUUUUGAAGGCUGCAGAACAAGCAAUCCAUACAGACAACCAUCAGGAAAUUGCAAGUUUGAUAGAAAAUGUUGGCAAAGUAAUGAGCAACAAAUUGUCUUUCAUGCAAUUGAGAUCAUACCUGUCCUGUGUUGUUGUGGGGCUUCAAGAUCAAUUUGCAGAGUCCUCAGAAGGAGUGGCACUGGUCAUGAAAACGUUUUUCACCCUGAGAGGUCAUCAGUUACAUCAGCAUAUCAAAGAACUUCUAGAUUCCAUAUACAGUCGCCUGGAGAAAGUUACUCACAAACCAACACGAAAAAUGUGUGUAGUGGCAUUAACAAGGCUUUCUUCGCAUAAUCUCAGUUUGGUGAUUGACACAAUUCUCACUUAUCCAGUUCCUUAUGAAAGGGGGAUUUGUGAAACUUGGAGGAAUAUUGGUCAUGAUCCUGAGCUGUGUGCUUCUGCAUUAGAUCUCCUAACUCAGGUGUUGGAACGCACGCAACUCUUUGCAGAACAACCGACUACUACCGAUGCUACAGUUAAAAUUGCGACCAUACCACCUUUAGCAGCCAUAUGUGGAUUAUGUGAACUCAUGCAUGACCUGAAAGUUCCGUCUGAGGAGGAUCACGAAGAAGGAUGGGAGAAGGUUGAAGAUGAUUUAGAAGCAACACAGCAAGAAUGGCAAGCAGCCCAGAACAUGGUGUGCGGCAAAUUUCCAGAGCUUGCCGCACUCUUACUUAUCUCUUAUGGGUCAUAUGUUGAAGUAGUCGCUCCCCUUCACCAGAGUGCAUCUGCCAGUACUAAAAGCUUUAACUUUGUACCGAACAGAGGAGCAACAACUCUUGUCCCAACCAAGAUUGUUUUGCAGUGUCUUAAAUCUCUGGUUGAUGUUCUGGGUUGCAAUUCUCUCAGCACUGUUUUGAAUACAAAAAUUCGAGAUGAAAAUGAAGAGACCCUUGAAAUAUUCCUGCACAGUAUUUCUGAGAUUACUGCGAUGAUGGUACAUGAAGCACCACAGCAUAUAGAGAAGCUCGUGAGUUCUUUGGAUAUGCGACAUGCGUACGACAUGCAGAGAGUAACUGUAGCUGCUGUAUUUGCACAGUUGAUAGCAGAAAAAUGUGGUGGAAACUAUGAACUCCUAGAAAACAUCACAGAUGGCCUGUUGACAAGACUGAACGACCGGUCUGUCAUCGUUCGCAGGUUGGCUGUUCGGGGCUUAGCUAACUUUGCUCAUCUUCACACUGAUCAGUGCUAUUUCCCACAGUGGUUUGGGGUGUCGGAAAAGCUGACCGAAAUCAUCUCGGCACUUGUGGGGGCCACAGAUCAAAGAGACGGAGUCAGUGCCGAAGGAAUCAGCAGUGAAACACAAGUUGCAUUGGAAGCUCUGCGAGGUCUGGCAGCCCUCUUGCCACGUUUGCCCAAAGAGAGAGUUCUUCAGCAUACACCAACCUUGCUCAUUAGGAUUAGAUUGUUUACUGAAAAGUCUUCAGGAGAAGUGAGAGAAGCUGGACUGGGGGUGCUGAGAGGCCUGGCAGCAUCAGUAGGAAACACAGAAGAAUUCCAGGAACAAAUCCAUCUUCAUCUUUUGGCAUCACUUAUACAUCUAGAAGAUCCCCACCCUCCAACGGUCGUUAUGUGUAAGAGUGCCUUGCAGGCACUAGGCCCCCAUCUUGGAUCAGAAGAGAUGUGUUCCAUGUUCAAGACUCAGCUUGUGCCUAGUGGAGUCUUGACCUAUCAUCAGUUUAUCACAGAUCUCACUAAGCAUAUGGUAAAUGACCUAAAAGAUCACCUAGGGUUUUUCAUUCAGGCUGGUUGCUCAUACUUCAAGAGUUCUGAACCCUCGCUGAGACGUGCAGCUGCUCUUUUGAUAGGUAACCUAGUUUACCACUGUGAGAAUGACCAAGACAUUAAUGUAGCUUCUGUCAGCCACGGUCUAACGUAUCUGUUACGGGAUCCCUACUCAUCUGUACGUACAGCUGCUGCCAUUGCUAUCCCACUUCUCUUCAGGCAUGAAGAUUUACUUUAGCUGGAAAGAGUUCAUUUAGACAUCGCCCCACUGUGAUCCAAUCAUUGCAUUAAGUGAUAUUAAUAUUUAUGCACAGGACCAUGGAGGUCUUUCACUGUUAUGCCAGAAUAGACUGUCAUGCAAGUGCUUUAUUCAAGUAUAAUGUUUAUUGUGUGUAUAUUAUGAUACAGUUUUGAGUGUAAGUAUACUUUUUAUAAUGGGAUUUUAAGAUUUAUUGAAAGCUUUACUGUAGGUUUUUCAUAGGAGCUAGUCAUUCCUUUUGGAGAUGUGUAUUGCAGUUAUCAUAUUUGUGAAAUGGUUUAUGAUGAUGGCUGAAGUAUUUAAACUUUUUAAAACAAAAUUAGCCUUUCAUACAAACCCAUUAUUUAUACUUGGUCCACAUUCAUGGUCUUCACAAAUCAUUGACAUGCCAGUCCUAGUUCAAAAGCAGAUUGUUUGCUGGCCAUUAGCCUUGUGCAUGUGCCCCAUGAAUUCCAACAUUCCAGCUGCUAUUUUUGUGUAGACUUGACCAUUUGUCGUCAGCAAAGCUGUGGUUUUGAGAGCGGAGCCUGCAAUCUUAAGCAGUUGGGCUGUGUGAGAAAAUUUAGUUAUGUUGUUUCACAACAAAUCCAUUACUUAUAAUUAGCCAGGAUUGUAAUUUAGGUGGGAAAGACUGAGCUACUAAAAACCCAAUUUGACCGAUUGAAAUGAAGGAUUCAUCCAAGAACUCAUAUGAUUGAGAUAAGCAAUGGUGUCAAAUCUAUAUGACUAAGAAUUAAGAAUUUGUAACUGCAUGUUAAAUGGGUACUCUUGUAAGAAAUAUCACAGAAGAAUGUACUUACUAAUAAUAGAGGUAAAGGAUAUAGGAGGACAAGUUGGUGAUAGCAGUGAUUUUCCCCAGAAAAGCUUUUGGGAUUAGGGUGGCAGCAUUUAAAAUUUUAUAACCCCCUCUGCAGAAAUAGCCAGUCUUCGGCAACUUCUUUACAGGAGCUAGAAAGAUCGUGAUGGAGAUUUAGUCAAUUUUAAAGCAUUUUAAAAGAGAAAAUUCAAGAUUUAUAUUUACCCAUAGCUCCAAACCUAGCACACUUCCUUUGGCUUUUAAUUCUAAGAUGCCUCAAAUUUUACAGCAGAGCUGUAUGGAAUUCUAGUUGACAUAGCAAAAGAGCUAUAAUCGACAAGGGUAAUUUUGCCAUUUUUUCUGAAGGCAUAAGUGUACAGAUGGUAUUCAUCUGACUUUUUGUAAUGCCUUGACUAUAAGGCAUUUGUUGAUUACGUGAAUAUCCCAUCCAGGGAAUAUGAGAGAGAUUUCUCUCCAACGCUAAAGGUGGGGAUGGCAGGUACAUUCUCUCCAAGGUUUUCAGAGAGAAUGUAAGUCACAGAAGUAUAUUGUACUUGUUGCAGGAGCUGGCCUUCUGCGGCAAAUUUAAGUUUAACAUUUAUAUAAUACUUGUUUAUUACAUUUUAUUUUUUAUUUUCCCAUAAUUUUUGUGUUAUUUAACCUUAAUUUAUAGCAAGUAAUUUUAGUUUUUAGCUAACUUUAAUUUAUGGCAAGUGUAUAUGUAAUAUUCUUCUAUUUGCUGUUCAGCUUCUGUGAUUAAGACAGUUAUGAUGUAAGACAACACCCAGUUACCAACUUAAUCCCCUUGAAUUAACGUUAUCUGCCAUAGCACUUCAAAUACUUCUCAUUUGCUAAAUCCCAUUAGGUAUAAUGAGUGUGAAAAGGCAGUGAAAUGACACUUAGUCAGCAAGGAAAACAUUCACCUGAAAUGUGCUAGGAAAAAAAAAAAAUGCAUUUCAAGUUCUGUUGCCUGGGACCUCAGGAUCUGUGAGGUGCAUGCUCAGUGCUGCUACUCAGGGAAAGAUUUUCUUUUGAGUUGGACAUAGUGUGUGUUGGAUUUGUGAAGACCACAAAUCUGGGCUAAUUAUAAGUAUAUAGUAAUGACUUUGGAUGAACAAAUUGAUUUUUUCAUUUUAAGAACAAUCGAGUGUCAUGGCUAUUGUUCAUUAUUUUUAUUGCUGAUGUUUGUUCUUCCCACCAUGGGAGAUAGUUGAGGGUUAUUUGACCAAUCUUCUUACCCCAAUUUGCACCGCUUUCUGUCUCGCUUUUCAUCAGCUCCUUUCAGUCCUUUCCUACCCACCCCUGUAGCUGAUUACUGCUUGCUUUAAGCUUUCCAUGCAGCUAUGGUGGUAUUAAACGUUCUUUGCGUCAUCCUUGAAUUCUGUGUCUCCAUUGCUUUCUGGCCUUUGGUUGCAUCUUCCUUAGCUGUCCAAGAGGACUUAACUUGUAUCCAAUUUCCAUUUUUCACUUUAGAAGAAACAUUUCAAAAAGUGACUUAAAGGUUCCAUUAAGCCAACUUAUAAUUAUACUCCAACCUAGCUGACCAAUUUCAUUUUCUUUAAUUUUCAAGUCAUUGAAGAGCAAAUCCUUUGGAACACUUAUGUAAAAUGUGUCAAUAUUCAUGGUAUUGUUGUUAUUGUACAGAAAGUUCACACAAAACUUCACAUUCCCAUAAGUGACCACUGUUUUGCCUGCUUACUGACAAGUGUUUAUUGUGGGUUCCAAGAAUGUACCAUUUUUUUAUGAGAAAGAUUUUUUCAUACAAAACCAUUAAAAUUAUAUACAUGUAUGCUUAUAUUUGUGUCACAAAUGUUCCCAGGUUCAUCAUUCUUUUGUCUUUCAGACCGAAAGGGGCAGUCUAACCAUGCAUGCUCAACCUCCUUAAUCAUGCAUUUGCCUGAUUUGCUGAUUCAUUGGGAGGUUGAGAUGCUGGAUGCCCCCAUUUAUUUAUGUUUGCAUUUGGAAUCCAGAGGAGCACUAAAUCUCUGGUAGCUUUUAGAGAUUUUCAAAAAUUAUGAAGUGAAGAGUAGGAUAUGUGGUUUAGUGCACUUACCAUCAACAAGGAAAACUUGUGACCUCAGUAAUGUAUGUAUGCCUCAUGGUAAUGCCACGAGUGAAAUCGGCAUCGAGUCGGACUGCAGUGCCAACUCCAUAGUCUCCAUGCUGAAGGGAAUUUUCUGCACUGUUUUGAGGGCCAAGUUGAAGAUCAGUCUUAACCUCUUCUUGGAUAUGUCACCACAAACUUGCUGCUGCAAGUUAAUAAGGUUUGUCUUCAGAAAGAGGAGUCUGUAACCAACUGUAAUGACAUUCACCAUCCAUGACAGCUGCUCUGAAGAGGUAAGGGUCCCUGUAUGUGGAAAACAUAAAAGACAUGAUAAGUAUUACUAGGAAGGGCUUGACAAGUACGCAAGGGUUAGCAUUAGUAACAGUGACAUGCACAAAGCAAAGCGCAGAGCUGCACUACAAGCAAAACACAAAAAACUCAUAUAGCUUACAAAAUGCAAAAGUAGUAAAACUGGUCACUACUACAUCAUAAAAGUGGUUAAUUAUUGAAAAUAUUUAAUUUUCCUUUAUUAACAAUUAGCACUAAUACAGCAGUCCUCUGGAAAGCAAACACCUAUAGACAAUAAGACCUGUUAGCAGUACCAAAGUCUCAUGGAAAGGGAGGCUUCUGAGACAUAACUUUGGAUCCAGAUUUUGAAAGCAUUGGGAGUGUACCUUUUGUCUGUCAAACAAAUGACUGGUGUACCUGGGAACAUUUACAGCAUGAUUAUAGGUUGUAUGAGAACAAUGAAAGUGUUCGUUAUAAUUCUGUAUACUGUAAACUGCAAAGUGACCUUCUCUUAUUUUUCUACUUCACUGUGGUGUACAUUUAUGAAUGUUCUGUUUAUAUAAAAGUGACUGUUACUGUUACAAUUUGGUAUUUUUAACUAAUUAAUGAAGCUUUUGGAAAUGCAGAUUUUAGUAAGGUUGCUUUUCUGCAUUUGCUAUGAAGACAUUUCUUUGUAACAACUCGGUGCCAGAUUUUAUCACAAUGUUUUCAAAAGUUGGCAGUGGAGCCAGCUUAUGUAAAUACUAAAGAUUUUUUGUGGGAAGUUUAAUAAUAAGCUUUCACAAAUACCUAAAUAAAGAGACCAUAGAAGUUUACUUAAUUAUUUUAGAUAUUUCUAGUACUCUGUCUAUUCAACGCAAAAGGUUUUGAAAACUUGAGUUUGAUGUUUUUAUAUAUACGUAUAUGUAGAUUUUUCAAAUAUGGGGUCAUUAUUGUAGUAUAGUUAUAGUUAAUGCAUCUAGAUAUGUUCUUUGCUAAAAUUAAGCUUUAUAGGAGUUGAAAUUCACUAUAGAAACAUUUAGACCAGUGUGUUAUAUUUUUGACACUUUUCAAGAUUCCAAGAAAUUAAAUUGCACAUCUUUACUUUUCUUUGUGAGAUGUAGUAUCAAAAAUGUUUGUAGCUAGUUCAUGAAUGUGCCAAGUGAAAUAUGCAAACUGCAACAGAUGGAAACUUUGGUCUUCCAUAUGGAAUUCCUGUUGAUAUAUUGUGAGCUUGCUACACUUAACUUAAAAACUUUUUCGUUCUGCUUUAAUCUUUAUAUAAAGUUAUUCAGCAUAAUGUUGUUUAAGACUUUGUAGGGUUUAUUCAUCCAAUCUUUGCUCCAUGAAUGAUUAAAUAUCACCAGAAGGCAUUUGUCAUAAAUAUGUAGGAAUAUAGUGUACUGCAUCAGUUAAUGAUUUCCAUUUACUAAUAGUUAAAAGUUUGAAUGGCUUAAAGUUAAUAUUUUUCUUACAAAAUUGAUAGGCAAGACAAAAAAAUUACCUAAAACUAUAUUAAAUGCAUUGCCAAGAUUUAAAUCAAAGUAGAUUUGUGACUUGCAUAACACACAAUACUACAAGUAACAUUGAUUUUCAACCAGGCAAAUUUAAAUUAACAAAAAGUAAAAGAAUUUCAUGACCAAUAAGAAAAAUAUAAAUUUACAAACUUGUGACUGCUUUGUUAGGGUACAAUAUUCAUGUACGUAUAUAUUGAAAUAGUUUCAGAUAUUCUUGGAAAGUUAAAAAUAGACUAGUUUGCACUUCAAGUCUUGCAUUUGUAUAUUUGAAAACUUGUGAGGGGCUAUACUCUGUGGAGGGAAUUGUCAUGGAAUACUGAACCAAGAUACUCUACACUUACUGUUGUGUACAGGUCAUAUAUCAAGUAUUGCCUUCUUUGAGUAGUAUAUUUUAUUUAUUAUUCAUGGUUCUGUAUGCUAUUCAUUCUUAACAACAAUGUCAAGAUACAAAGUUUUCAAAAUUAAAAAAAAUACAAAAUGUAUAUUAUAACUGACUGGGCAAAGCAGAGUAAAAUUAAGUAUAUUAAUGAAAAGCUCAAAGUUAUUCACAAUAAGAUAUUAUCAAUAUAUUUUCAAUAACAUACAAGCACAGAAUAGAAUUUGGUAAAGCUUGCUGGAAAAAAUGAGGCGAGUGGAAUAGGGUACACAUAACAGAAGAAGCAAAAGUAAUUAUUUGGUUUAGAAAACGGGAUCUUAACCUUGACAAUUCUUCAAAUUCUGUGUUUUUACUGUGAUGUGUAUGUGUAUAUUGAUUCCCUCUACUCUGCUGUACACUUUUUACUCUAAACCAUUUAAUGCUGCUUUUUUAAUGUAAAUAGCUUUCAGUUUUUUAUCAAUAUCUUUUGGGAUUUUACCAAGUUUUAUCAGCUAAUAAUUACAUAUAUCCUUUCUUUUGUGUUUCAUAACCAUAAAGUUUGUUAGACUUACGUUUUAAGAAGAAACAACAAAAUGUAUGUAUAACAGAUUAAUGACCAUGUAUUGUAACUUUCCUUUUAGGGAUUACAUUUAAAAAAACAACUAUUUUCUGUAGUUUUAGGUGCAGUAAACAGAUCUGUACAUACUAUUUGUGAACACCAAGACCUAACCAAUUAGCAAUUGUAAUCAUCACUGAUUUAGGACAGUAUUUCAUGACUGUGAUAUUGCUGAUUAUGCUUGUGAUAAUCUUGCAAGAAAGCAUGAAGAGUUAAGCAUCAAUACAGAAAUAACUAUAGCUUCAUAGAGCUGGAUGGAAUUAAACCACCUGUGCAUAUUUCCUGGUGCAAUCUAUAGCUUUUUUAUGUAAGGCUGUACAUGGUUCUUCUACCCAUUUGCGCUAAAUGGGAGCCACGGCUAAAAUAUAGUUUAUGAUUACCAAGGGUUUUGAUGUUUAUGUGCUAUCCUUUCUCUGAAAUUGAAAUUAUAGAAAUAAUUUCAAGUUGGUUCUUUUUACGCUCUUGAAACAUGAUGUUCUAACUAAAAUUACAUUUGCAAAAUAGUUCCGCACAUCUUACUUAUAACUUUCGUAGCUCGAGUAUCUUUAUUUGUUGCUCUCACUGUUCAAUAAUCUUGGACAUCAAAAUGCUUGUGAAUCAUAUAAAGAAUGAUGAAUAUUGUGGGAGGUUUAUGAUUGUGUUAUAACUGAUGAGAGUUUUUUUAUAGCAUAUCAAUAAUUCAUGCUUGUAGUUAACAGCAUAUGCUUAAUAGGUGGCAGUAAUUAUUAAGUUUAAUUAAUAUUCUGAAUGAUGUUGAGGUAAUUUACUAUCAUAUUCUAUAGUUUAUAGAAAAAUAUAUUUGUAUUUUAGAUGAUUAAGAGUAUUGUGUUUUUUGUGUUUGCACUAAGUAGAUUCAGUAUUAUUAAAAAUGACAUGUUCACCAGACUAUAUUUAUUGUAGAGUACAGUAUAUUGCACUCUAGUCAAAAGUUUGCUGCAAAAGUAUCUUAGCUACUCAUUUGCCUCUUCAUUUCUUGUACUUUAGUAUGAAGAAUCACUGGACAAUAUUAUAGGAUAGAAUACAGAUUCACUGCAAUUUAGAAGUGAAGAUUUAAGUUUUUUGUGAAGUACUCUAAAAGAAAACACUUGACUUUUUGUGAAGACUUAUGGGAUAGGCAGAGAAAAUCCUUUAUCUAACUUAAGCCUGCAGGAAAAGCUAGGAGAAUAGGCCCUCUUUAUAAGUGUAGAGGCUUUUGACAAUUUCAGGAAAGAAGAGAAAAUAUUUAAGUGUUGGUGGAUGGCAGAGCCAUUACAGAACCAAUUGUUUUUGGGAGCUUAGUGAAUUGCAUAUUGUAAAUACUGUACAGUACAUUUUAACCACAAACAGAAAGAGAUAGCAAAGCUAUUAUUUACAACAACAAAAAAUUUGUCUAAAAAUAAUGUGAGAGGGCUACUAGCUAAAUGGAUUUAUUAGAUAGAGACAGUUUUAUUAUGAAAGUAAAAGUAAUAUAUGAAAGCACUAUUUUAAACACAUAUAAUGCCUUUACAGAUAUAUGUACGGUAUAAUGUACGUACUGGUAAAUAAUUGGAAUAAAGAAGAAGAAUGCUAUUUCUCUUCAAAACAAAUCUAAAUAAUUUGCAUACUCAGAAUUAUUACCUAUGAGAGAUGUUGAAUUAUAACAAAGAAAUAAUUAGAAAUUAGAAAUGAGGGGAAGUGACAAAAACCGUCUCCUGGAGGCAACACAUUAAAUUAAUUGUGGUAAUUUUGUAGUCUUCAAUAGCAGAGUUGGUAGUAAAAAGGAAAAACUAACUCGGUUAAGUCUGAACAUUAGGAGAAUACUUGGAGGCCAAGUUUUAAGCGGUAUGGAGGAUUUAAUCAUCAGAAAAAACUUGUAUAGGAGAGACAAUAGUACAUUAUAGAAGGCAAAAAUGAAUGCUACAAGAACAGGGGAAGGCGUCAGAUAGUAUACUGUCAAUGAAAGCAGAAAACCAUUUGGAUAUAAAGCUAGAAAUAUAUUUUGAGAGCUGUGGAGUAAAAAACAUGGAAGUUAGGUUACAAUUUUCAUCUUAACUGUGCCAAAUGUUUUAGUAGAUAUUAAGAAUAGUCAGAAUAUACCCCGGAGAUGAGGGCUAGGCAGUGAGUAAGGUUGGAGAGAAUGGUGCCAGUAGUGUUUAGUUUCAGAAAAUAAUAACGAUUCAAGGAAAAGUUUGUAACCUUCAUAAAUAAUAAUGUAUGAUAAAAUAAAACUAAAUGUAUAAAAAGACAAAAGAAUGAUGAUAGGGCAUAGGAUGAGGGAAAAUAAAAGUAUUCUAUCCAAGACUAAGAAUUAUCAUGGAAAUGGAAAUCGGGGUGUGUGCUUUUUUCCCAGUAGCAGCUCAGACAUGGUUACAAGGACAAGGAAAUUUAGUUGUAGAAGUAAAGGAAUUUAUGAUAAUGGACCAUAAUUAUUUUGAGUAAGAGACAAGUUCUUAGGUUUGGUACCUCUCUUAUUAGGUGACAAACCCAUAUUUCAAAGUUCAGUUACAAAGAUGUGUUACGGACUUGGAAGCGGAAGUAACACAAGUGGGGAGUAUCCAUAGCUAGACAUUCAAGAAGCAAGACUGGCUGAAGCAAGGUAUUGUAAAAGAGUUUUUGUGUUGAGGAAAGGACAUGCUUUAUUCCUAAAGUUAUAAUCUCAAUUACAUAAUUUUAAUUAAGGAUGUCUUGUACGUUUGCUCACCAGACAUGCUUAUAAUGCUUUAGAAGGUAUUCAUAUUCAGGGAAUAUGACAUAGUUGGCAAGGCAAAGGCCAAACAAGGGGAACAAAAGUUCAUUAAUAAUAUUUCAAGAAAUAACGUCUGCUGAGAAGUUAACAAGUGGAAAUUCACAUUUGUGAAACCUGUUGAGGUUUUAAUUAUUUGUUUAGUAGUAUUUGGUAUUAAUAACAAAAGAUUUCAUGACUUACCUCUGUACGUAAAAGUAAAAUAAGCCCAUUCUCCAGUAAUGGUACUUUCAGCAUCUUGGGGAGGAUAUAAUCCAGUUUAAGUGUGUGGUAGACAAUAGUAUCAGUAAAGUGGAGGCCUGAAAAGGAAAUUUUGAGUCAAUAUUAGGAGGUACAUUAUCCAAGUUGAAUUAUAAGGUGGAGUAGUAAACACAAUCCCCACCUUUUAAUUGUGCAGGAACAAGAGAACAGCUGUGAUUUUUUUUUUUUUUUUAUGUAUGGUAUGUAUUGUUUAUUAUGUAAACUAUUAAGAUUGUGUCCCCUGUAUUUAUUUUUUUUUUUAAAGAAUUUCUGUAAUGCAAGACUGGGGCUUGUUAGCAAAACUGUCAUAUUGUUAUGUGCUGUUCACGGGGAAUUUUAAAAGAGAUCAAAUUACGUGGCUAUUUUGGUAUGCUCAAGACAAAAUCACAAUGAAAUCGAGAAAACUGCAAUGUGAGAUGAAUCGGUAUUUUUCAUAGCGGCGGAUCAUUUAUCUUUGUAAAGUGGUUUAAAAUUCUGUGAAUAGACUUGUAUCAUUGGUGGACCUUUAUAAAUUCAUAAAGAGGAAUCUUUGAGAGUUCUUGUGAGAAACAAACAAUGUGUUCAGCCACCAGUGAGUAAGUCUGAGAUGAGAGUCUUGACUCUUGAGGGACCCAGCUUAAUGAUUUUGUAAUGUUUGAUUGUGCCUAAGUCUUGACUGUAGAAUAAAAGUUAUACCACAAG
Messenger RNA from Macrobrachium nipponense, 14627 nucleotides. RefSeq names its product maestro heat-like repeat-containing protein family member 1. NCBI's taxonomy places the organism in Eukaryota, Metazoa, Arthropoda, Malacostraca, Decapoda, Palaemonidae. The record is from RefSeq and is a predicted model, not a curated record. The transcript is spliced from 26 exons. Bases 386 to 5389 code for a protein of 1667 amino acids. Gene Ontology annotation, cellular component: cytoplasm.